UCCUGUCAUCAGUGUCAAUAUUUAUGCAGUUCCUAUACAUUUAAUUGCUAUUGAAAACAUCUUCCAAGAUGAAUAUGUUAUCAGCAAAAAAAAUACGACUGCACGGGAUGCAAAGCACCCGAUGGACCACAAAAGAUAAAUUAACGCAAUACAAAGGCUUAAUAAACCUCUACACCAGAGAUAGAAAGAUAUUGUCGUGCGAUUCGGCUAUAGCGAGAAAGAAGCAACUGAAGGAGAUCAAGCAGUUACGGAAAGAUAUUAAAGAUAAUCGCGCCGAGUUGGACAAUGCGAUUCAGGGUGAUCGCCAAAAACUGCGAAAUGCACUUGCGGAACACCGAGACUUGCAGUUGGGAUUCCAGAACCUCCCUCCUAUCAGAGUCAUUGAUCAUCUUCACCAAGGAAAUUUUAAUCAAAGGAAACUUCUUGACCGAAUGAAUUACCGUAUGAAACAGAAGACUCAAACGCUCAUCUCUUUGAAGCUUGAGUUAGCAGAGUUAGAGGACAGAUUGAUUUAUGAAGGCGUGGAGCCUCUACCGAUAGAAGAGCAGGCACAAACAGUAACGGGAAAGGUACAGGACGCCAUUCUGAAGAAGGAGGCUGCAAUUGCAGUGCGAGCAACUUACAAAAAUAUACUAAACAUCCUGAAAAAGGACUCCAUUUACUUUGAUGUGGUACUGGGGACAUUAAAAUAUGAUAGCUUUGUUCAAAGUAAAUGUAUGAUUCGCACAACCGAGUUAGGGCAGUUGGCGACGGAAUACCUCGACGAUCGGAAACAGGAGUUUAAGGAGCUGGAGCGAAUUGUUAAACGAGACAUGAAAGCCAGAGAACAAUCUCUGAAAAUAGUACGCAAGGAGGUGGCAGAUUUGACGACUAAUAUGGGGACGUUGAUUCGAAGGGAUAGCGACAUAAAUUUGGGAAAAGUUGUGGUUCCGCGGUCUAGUGAUGACGUGGCGUUAGAGCAAGAAUUGGAAAACAUCCAAAAGAUAUUGAAAACUCUACAGGAAACUACUUACGUAUCAAGUUUCGAAGAUAUAUGUCCAUGCUUGCAGGAACAGCAAAAGCAGUCUAAAAGGUUACAAGAACUACUGAAAAAGAGCAAAAACGAUCGAGAUAUACUGUUGAAGAAAAAGGACCACGCGGAUAAAAUGUACACGACGUUGUUGUAUACGAUGAACAGUACUACUUUUGAGUACAAAGCUGAGAAGCAAAAGUUACUCAAUGACAUUCAAGCACAGAUAAAUAGAAAGGACGAUUUGAAAGAACUGAUGUUGCAGCAGGGCGCGUUAUUGGCAAGAGUGCGUGCUGCGUUACAACAGCUUAAUCAAAAGUGCGCGAUUAUUAAGGGAAAAGACACAAAAGCCGACACGAAAGGAGCUAAAUCUCCUAGAAAAGCGCCGACGAGUGCCGGAGCCGUCCUUCCUCCGCCCUACUUUGAAGAAGACGGCAUCAAAAUUAUCGACCAACUCAUACCAAAAUUAACUAUCCUGGUAAAUAACGCCAUGGGUCCGCUCGAAGGAGAAAAGAAGGAUCAAGCCUACAAGUUCUUCCAGGCACUGCAAUCAUCGACCUGUACGUCUGUCACGCUUGAAGAUGAGGAAGUUGAAGAAUCGCUUCUCUCCGACAUCGUAAUUGAAGACGCGUCGGUUCCAACUUACAAUGAUAUUAAGGCGAAAAGUAAGCAAAUUGUCGAAAUAGCUACAAUGGAAGACGAUAUACCACCGGCAGCACAAGUCAAAAAGAAACCCAAAUCUAAUAAGUAGAUACAAAUUUAUACAGAUCUAUACCAUAUCACUGAAUAAAAAGGUAAACCGCCUAUUAUCCUUCU
Molecule: messenger RNA, 1825 nt
Organism: Photinus pyralis (common eastern firefly)
Lineage: Eukaryota; Metazoa; Arthropoda; Insecta; Coleoptera; Lampyridae
Exons: 10
Coding region: 69-1760 (563 amino acids)
Biological process (GO): outer dynein arm assembly; cilium movement
Cellular component (GO): cilium
Source: RefSeq, a predicted model, not a curated record